UUUCAUCUGUGGAGUGAUCCUGACCUUCCGUUGCAGACCGCCGAAACCCUUGCGGGGACACUUCAUAAGCCCCUCUCUCUCUCUCUCUCUCUCAUCUCUUUCUCUCUCUAGGCAUUCACUUACACUAUCACUGCGUCAUCUUCCUUAGCCCGUUUCUACAGCUAUUAAUGGAGGACGAUUUCGAUAUUCCGGCGGCGGAGGGGAUGGAUGAUUUCAUGGAUCUGCCGGGGGAGGGCGGCUACAUGAAAGUCGGCGAGGAGAAGGACAUCGGUAAGCUAGGUUUGAAAAAGAAGCUUCUUAAGGAAGGCGAAGCCUGGGAUACUCCCGAUAAUGGCGAUGAAGUUGAAGUUCAUUACACUGGAACUUUGCUUGAUGGGACGAAGUUCGAUUCGAGUCGUGAUAGGGGAGAGACGUUCAAGUUCACACUCGGCCAAGGACAAGUCAUCAAAGGAUGGGACGAAGGUAUCAAAACAAUGAAGAAGGGUGAAAAUGCCAUUUUCACCAUACCACCUGUGUUGGCAUACGGUGAAUCCGGCUCUCCUCCGACUAUCCCUCCAAAUGCCACUCUACAGUUUGAUGUCGAAUUGCUUUCCUGGGUAAGUAUUAAGGAUAUCUGCAAGGAUGGUGGCAUAUUUAAAAAGAUUCUCAAAGACGGAGAAAAGUGGGAGAACCCUAAAGACCCUGAUGAAGUUCUCGUUAAGUACGAAGCACGGCUCGAAGAUGGAACCGUUGUUGCCAAAUCGGAUGGAGUUGAAUUCAAUGUUCAAGAAGGCUAUUUCUGUCCUGCUCUUUCCAAGGCUGUGAAGACCAUGAAGAAAGGCGAAAAGGUCCUUCUUACCGUCAAACCUCAAUAUGGGUUCAGCGAAAAGGGCAAGCCAGCCUCUGGUGAUGAAAAAGCUAUUCCACCAAAUGCUUCAUUAGAUAUUGUUCUGGAUUUGGUUUCGUGGAAGACUGUUUCCAAUGUCACUGAUGACAAGAAAGUUGUCAAGAAGAUACUGAAAGAUGGGGAGGGAUACGAGCGCCCGAAUGACGGAACUGUUGUUAAAUUGAAAUUGAUUGGAAAGCUGCAAGAUGGCACUGUCUUUGUUAAGAAAGGCCAUGGGGGCGAUGAUGAAAACGAUCUUUUUGAAUUUAAAACAGAUGAAGAUCAAGUUAUUGAAGGAUUAGACAAGGCUGUCGCGACAAUGAAGAAGGGAGAGGUAGCAGUUUUGACAAUCGACCCACAGUACGCAUUUGGUUCGUCCGAGUCAAAACAAGAUUUGGCCGUAGUUCCUCCAAACUCGACCGUGUAUUACGAUGUUGAGCUUGUCUCAUUUGUCAAGGAGAAGGAAUCUUGGGAUAUGAAUACAGAAGAAAAAAUCGAAGCUGCUGGUAAGAAGAAAGAAGAAGGGAAUUCACUGUUCAAGGCUGGCAAAUAUGCGAAAGCCUCAAAGAGAUACGAGAAGGCUGCCAAAUAUAUCGAACACGAGACUUCUUUCAGCGACGAGGAAAAGAAGCUGUGCAAAGUACUGAAGGUUUCUUGCAAUUUGAACAACGCAGCAUGCAAGUUGAAACUGAAAGACUAUAAGCAGGCUGAGAAGCUUUGUUCCAAGGUACUGGAACUUGAGAGUACAAACGUGAAGGCAUUGUACAGAAGAGCUCAAGCAUACAUGAAUAUGGCGGAUCUUGAUGUGGCUGAAUUUGAUAUCAAGAAGGCACUUGAACUCGACCCGGAAAACAGGGAGGUGAAGCUGGGAUACAAAGCUCUCAAGGAGAAGAUGAAGGAAUACAAUAAGAAGGACGCCAAGUUUUACGGAAACAUGUUUGCCAAAUUGAAAUAGAUGCAGCCCAUAUAUGAUGCUGAAAUAGAACACAGAUCCUAAGAAGGCAGAAACCAGUUAGCAUUGACAUUGAGUAAAAUCUUUAACUCCAUUUACUGAAAUCUUUCCCAUUUUAUUUUUCUGUUUUUUUUUUCCGGCCACUUUGUUUACUUGGAUCUUGAUAAGUGGCUCAAAUAUGAGUCGGGAUCGAUGGAAUUUAAGCCUGUUAACUGUUCCUGUAUUUCGAACGUAACUGAACUCUUAAAUUAUGAGUAGAAUGAUAAAACUCUUAAAUCCUUUUCCUGCAUUUUAUGUUCUGGAGAAGGCAAUGGGUUUUUAA
This is a messenger RNA of Erythranthe guttata (spotted monkey flower), 2139 nucleotides long. Its product is annotated as peptidyl-prolyl cis-trans isomerase FKBP62. NCBI's taxonomy places the organism in Eukaryota, Viridiplantae, Streptophyta, Magnoliopsida, Lamiales, Phrymaceae. The record is from RefSeq and is a predicted model, not a curated record. Gene Ontology annotation, molecular function: protein binding; peptidyl-prolyl cis-trans isomerase activity.